This is a messenger RNA of Naegleria gruberi, 1314 nucleotides long. RefSeq lists its product as uncharacterized. The coding region runs from base 1 to 1314 and encodes 437 amino acids. The transcript has a single exon. Lineage: Eukaryota; Heterolobosea; Eutetramitea; Acrasida; Naegleriidae. Gene Ontology annotation, cellular component: membrane. The record is from RefSeq and is a predicted model, not a curated record.
AUGAGAGAACAAGAACCAUCACGGACGAAAAUUGUCAAUCGUUCGCUUGUUGGUGAUGUUAAUAUUGUUCCAGCUGGAAGUGUUGGUGAUGGAUCAACAUCACGAUCAUCAUCAAAUAUUAUAGGAAAAUUCGGAAUUGAAAAUCGAGUGUAUUGGAAACAAAAUAUUCUAUUUAUUUUAUUGAUUUCUUUAUUUAUUAUUUUACUAGUUGGUAAUUCGCUAGUAGUGAAUGCACAAAUGCCACCCAAUAGAGUGAUUGAAACAGAUGAUGGAGUUUAUGAAGUUGGAGGUUCACAUCAAAAUGACAAUUCAGAAUUUCCAAUGCAACCUGAUCCUCUGCCUUCCGAAUCAGUGGAAGAGGGAGCCUUCUCUUCUGCCAUUCACUCUUAUAUUAAAGAGGUAGUUGAUUUUGUCAAUUAUUAUGAUUCGGAUAAGUGGUGGGAAGUUGUAGUGGUCGUCUUUACCAAUUCUUUUGCACUUCCUCUCAUGUACUUGUGCUAUAAAAUCAAUACACCACAUGCUGUAGUUAUUGCUAUAGGAACAUGUAUCACAAGUACAUUCUAUCAUACAGGAGAUACGUUACAAGUUUUAAUUUUUGGAAUGGAUCACGGAAGAUGGCAUAGAUUGGAUAAUAUUUUCAUUAUUCUUAGUUUGCAACAAUUAUUCUUCCAUUUGUGUUCUGUCUGUCCACCAAAUACUUUGUCAUGGGCUGACACUCCAAAUAGGAAACAAAAUAAUUAUGAGAAACAAAUAUUCUAUUCAUGGUGCUCUCCACAGGAAGCAGAAUAUGACAUGGCAACCAAUGGAGAAAGUGACAGUGACAUUGAACAAGAUCCAGAAAUGAAUUACAAACCAUCUGCACACAAAUCUAAAAGAGUCAAGGAUGAAGCAAGAAGAAUUCUCUAUAGAGAGAGUAAGCUUUAUGAAUGGAUGCAGUGGUUCUCCCUCUUUUUUGCUUUAAUUUGUCAAGAAAAGGCACCAUGGGUUGAGUUUUACACCUUUCUUCCAAUUAUUUUACCUGCAUCCAUUGUUCUCAUUAGAAGAGUUUUCUUUAUGGAUGCCUUCCUUAAGCCACGUUAUCACACGAAAUGGAUUGUGACAGGUUUAUUAUUCUUAAUGGCUGGUCUCUUUUGUUUCGUCAGAGGAUUGGACGAUAAGGCAGACUAUUUGAGAAUGUUCCAUGGAUCUUGGCACUUGUUUGGUAGUUUAGGUUUCUAUGCACUCUUCAAAUCCAAGAAACCAUUGGAUUUAGUAGAAUUCAGAAAGGGAGUACUCGACCACUUGAACAAACAAAAUAAGAAGAAGGUGAAAUAA